This is a messenger RNA of Babesia bovis T2Bo, 2751 nucleotides long. RefSeq names its product putative integral membrane protein. The coding region runs from base 120 to 2672 and encodes 850 amino acids. The transcript has a single exon. NCBI's taxonomy places the organism in Eukaryota, Apicomplexa, Aconoidasida, Piroplasmida, Babesiidae. The record is from RefSeq and is a predicted model, not a curated record.
ACUUUCCUAGAUUGAAUGGUAGUAUCCAUAGAAGAUCGAGUUCUUGGCUACGGUGUUACACUGGAUUUCAGUUGGAUGCAGCUUCUAAGUGCCUGUAUACUAUAAGGUAAUCAACCAAGAUGGGUUGGUUCCACGGUAAACAUGUAUACUACAUGCACUCAGAAGUGUAUCUUGCGUUUUUAUCGCUGGUACACCUCUGCUGCAUGAUAUUGACUGGCUAUGGUGUAUUUUACCACUCUAGGGACUUGAACGAGUUACAGACUAACAUGUGGGCAAUAUGUAUUUUGGGUAUUACCUUUUUGUUUAACUUAUGUUCGACUAAAUGCAACAAUCAAUUCUUCCGCUGGUUUCUACCAAUAACAAUUCUUAUCAGCUUAACUUGCUUCUUCACUCUAUCGGUAUACCACGGUAUUAUCGUGGUUUUCUUGGUUCAUUUACCGGUAAUAUCCUUUACGUUGACCGGUGUGCCACUGGUUGUAUUAGUGGGUGUAUGCAUCGUUUCUGUAACAUUGGGUCUGGUAUUCCAUAUGGUACUGGUAGCGUCGCUAUAUGAUGAUUACCAUGGUUACCGCUCAAUGACAUCGAUAACGGAUAAUUUUACCUGGUUCAGACCACACACGGCCCGUGCUUUCACCGUUGUAAUGCUGGAUACAUACAUUUUAAUUAUACAAAUCAUCGUCGGGGUUUUAUCAUACUAUCGCUUUGAGAAGUUAGGACACUUGAUAGGUGCCUACAGGAGUAAUCCGGCAAUAUACCUAGGGUCCCUAGAAUCACUUCGAAGAUUAGAGGAGGACUUCUUACCUCCAGACCGUACUCCUGAAUCUAGUAUAGACGCUUCUCAAAGGCAGCUUUCAAAAUCCCUCAAGAGCGCAAAUUCAUCUGAUAACUCCGACUCUGAAGGUGAGAUGCCAUGGGAGAACUCGCAGGUGCAUACUAAGCGAUCGUCGAUAGAGCAUAUUGAACCAUAUCACUUUCAGAAAUCAAUGCAACCCGGCCACAGUAUGCUUGGUGCCGACUCAAAUGUGGAUAACCAGGCACACAAGUCCGAUACUUUAUCCUUCGAUGAAAUUAGGAAACACUAUAAACCACGUCCGGGUGGCUAUGUAGAAUCCUUGCUUAAGAUAGCAAGUCUCGAUGAUACAGCACCAGAUCAAGCAUCCUUGUCAAGUAGUUCGUCAGUCCACAUCCAAAUUGAUAACAAGGAGACUCCCACCAACGUGGUAAAUCAACCUCAGGCAGCGGACCACCGAGCGAGUACUACCAAUGGGUUCUCACAACCACGACGCCAGAAGACCCGUUACAUAGUACAAGAACCCAAUGAAAGAGAAAAACGUAGUCGUUUCAUAGAGACACCUAGUAAACGCCUUUUCACAGCGCAGCAGAGUAAACUGAUUGGAUCUUUGAUAUCUGAUGACAUUGUUAACAGAACACAUAAAUUCUCAAAAAUCGACACUCUGCGCCAGGUUUCAUUCUCAUCGUAUGAUACUAACAAUACCGACAGAUUCGGACUGCCUAUGAUACCUACCACCAGCAAACAGUGGCGUGAGUCAUACGACGAGCUGCGAAGCAUGACCAAGAGCCUAAAGUCUUUACAGGACACAACAGUUUUAAAUAAAAUUCUGGAUGAUGAAAACGCUAGGAUGCGUUUUUAUUCAUUCGAGAACCCAGAACACCUCCAACGUCCAGAACGUGGAUUACGGGAUUCAGCGGUAAAUCCCGAUCACCCUAUGUUCAUAUUAAGCCCCAAGAGCUUCCAUACCUCAGGUUGCAUCAGUCAGGGUACUUUCAACGCACCUGAAUCUUCAUCGGUUGUACACCCAGUAACGGCCAGUACCACUAUCAACACGCUUAUCAGUGUUUUGCCGGAGUGGUGCUGCCGUAUAUUAUUAUCCUCGAUAAGGGCAAUAAAUCGCCAUAGCCAUGCACGGGAGUUGAUGAAACAUUAUAUUUGGAUGCAACAGCCGCGCUCGCCAGCAACCAAUAGCAUGGGCAUGUUUGCCCAUACACGCAUAGAGGCGUGGUAUGUCGAAUGGAUGCACGACUUCAAUGUCAAGUUCUACACGCUGACCUUCACGCAAACGAUAGCUAUAUUUCUGCUAUGUGUGUUCUCUGACUUGCUAGUGGCCCUGAGAAUGUACAGUACUCUGGAAAGUCACGCAGAAGUGGCUAACUUCUUCUCAUGGCUACGGAUUGCUAUACUCAUGCUACGCUAUGUCAUAUACCCAUUGCUAAUGUGCAAUUCGCUGUGGCACAUGACCAACAAUUCGGGAAAGGAGCAUUUUUCACACUACCGGCUGAUAUGCCUGCUGUGCUUCUUCAAUAUCUUCCUCACAUUCUUCGAUCUAUGGUCAUGUCUGGGCAUAUUUACAACGGGGUACGCCUUGCAUCACUCACUGCACUUGGCAAGUCUUAUAACCACUACAAGCCUCAUACUGUUCGCAAGGCUGCCCACUAUAUUGUGCAUCUAUGGCGUAUGCAUCCUGGGUUAUGUACUGCUGCUGUAUUUGGGAUCGUACAAAAGUGGAUAUAGCAUACUGGAGAUACUUACACAGAUGGUAGUAGCCACUGGAUGUAUGGUAUUCUGCGUGAAACCCAUUGAAAUCAACAGGCGCAAUCUAUUCUGCCUGUUUACUCUACCAUAUCUCUUCUAUCUGGAGGCUAUGCAUUCGUAGGCUGUGGAGCUAACUGUCCAGUAUCAUAGAAUUCAGCUCUCUAAAAUUCAGAUAACAUGAAUUCUAUCUUCAUGUGCGA